Molecule: messenger RNA, 867 nt
Organism: Exophiala spinifera
Lineage: Eukaryota; Fungi; Ascomycota; Eurotiomycetes; Chaetothyriales; Herpotrichiellaceae
Exons: 1
Coding region: 1-867 (288 amino acids)
Cellular component (GO): mitochondrion
Source: RefSeq, a predicted model, not a curated record
AUGUCGUCUCUAACGGGCUCGAAGCCGGCGGCAGUGCCGCGCUUUCUCCUGCCGCGACUCACCUGGACGUCGACCACGUCUUCCGUCCAGCCAGCGCCACGAACAGUGCGGUGCAGAGCCUCUUCUUCAUUCCCACAGAGCUUGAAGCAGCCGACUCACUCUUCGGUCAGACAUGCACCGGCAUCUCGCUCAAUACACACUGCCGCCGCCACUACCGCCUCGAAGCCCGCUGCGCUUUCGAAAUCUUCGUUGCGCUCUCGCUCUCGCACCUGGACCCCACCCCUUCCCACCGACUCUGCCCCCAUCCGGCACAACGGCGUGUACGUCGCGACCUUCCGGCCGGCACGGCGGGCGUUCUCGGCGACGGCAGCGUGCCACAAGGAGCACCACUUCGACACGCUCAAGUUCGUCCAACGGCUCAAGGACGAAGGGUUCAGCGAGGAGCAGGCGGUGGCCAUGAUGCGCGUGCUGAACGACGUCAUCGAAGAGUCGAUCCAGAACCUCACGCGGACCAUGGUGCUCAAGGAAGACGCCGAGCGGAGCACCUACACGCAAAAGGUCGACUUUGCGAAGCUGCGCAGCGAGCUGUCCAACGCCGACAGCACCGAGGCCCAGUUGACCCGCUCCAGCCACGAGCGGCUCUCGAGCGACCUGGCCAAGCUGAGCGCCCGGCUGAGGGACGAGAUCGGGCGCACCCAGGCCAGCGUCCGGCUGGACCUGAACCUCGAAAAGGGCCGGAUACGAGAAGAGGCCAACGGCCAGGAGAUGAGGAUAAAGGAGACCGAAGCCCGCAUUGAGCAAGAAGUCGCAGGUCUCCGAGAACGUGUAGAGGCCGUCAAGUUCUCGACGCUACAGUGGUUGAUGUGA